This is a messenger RNA of Aquila chrysaetos chrysaetos, 2923 nucleotides long. It is a transcript of the gene CORO2B, whose product is annotated as coronin 2B. Gene Ontology annotation, molecular function: actin filament binding. The transcript is spliced from 14 exons. Gene Ontology annotation, biological process: actin filament organization. Bases 350 to 1828 code for a protein of 492 amino acids. The record is from RefSeq and is a predicted model, not a curated record. Lineage: Eukaryota; Metazoa; Chordata; Aves; Accipitriformes; Accipitridae.
CGGAGGGCUGCGGGCAGCGGGCUGCGGGCUCCCCCCGCUCGGCUGCGGCCGCCGGCGCCCGUUCCUCUGCAGCAGCGUCCCUCAUCCCCCCCACCCCACCCCGGGCCUCCUUUUUCUUCUCUAUUUUUUAUUUUUCCCCCUCUUUUUCUCCACCCACCCCCCCGCCCAUCUUCCUCCCCCCCCUCCCCGCCGCCCGCGGAGCUCCCUCAUCCCUCCGCGACUUCCCGCAUGACUGUCACCAAGGGUCGAGGAGCGCCCACGUUUCCCUGAGCCCCGCGUCCGUUCCUGGGUGUCAGGAAGCGCCCGACGAGCCCGCGGAGCAGAGCAGGGCAGAGCUCUUGUCGAGUCAAUGAGAGACCUCCACAAGUCUAGCGUGCUGGGGAGCAAGCACGGCAGCCUGAUGUCAUGGCGCCCGCAGUACCGCAGCUCCAAGUUUCGGAAUGUCUACGGGAAGGUGGCGAGCCGGGAGCACUGCUUCGACGGCAUCCCCAUCACCAAGAACGUCCACGACAACCACUUCUGUGCCGUCAACGCCCGCUUCCUUGCCAUCGUGACAGAGAGUGCCGGCGGGGGGUCCUUCCUCGUCAUCCCCCUCGAGCAGACAGGCCGGAUCGAACCAAACUACCCCAAGGUUUGUGGUCACCAGGGCAACGUGCUGGACAUCAAGUGGAAUCCCUUCAUUGAGAACAUCAUUGCAUCAUGCUCCGAAGACACCUCGGUGCGGAUCUGGGAGAUCCCUGAGGGAGGCCUGAAGAGGAACAUGACGGAGGCUGUCCUGGAGCUGUAUGGGCACAGCCGGCGCGUCGGCCUCGUCGAGUGGCAUCCCACCACCAACAACAUCCUCUUCAGCGCGGGCUAUGACUAUAAGGUCCUCAUCUGGAACCUGGACAUUGGGGAGCCGGUGAAGAUGAUCGAUUGCCACACAGAUGUCAUCCUCUGCAUGUCUUUCAACACCGAUGGCAGCCUCCUGGCCACCAGCUGCAAGGACAAGAAGCUGCGGGUCGUGGAGCCGCGCUCCGGCAGGGUCCUGCAGGAGGCCAGCUGCAAGAACCACCGUGUCAACCGGGUGGUCUUCCUGGGCAGUACAAAGCGGCUGCUGACGACAGGGGUGUCGCGCUGGAACACGCGACAGAUUGCCCUCUGGGACCAGGAAGACCUGUCCAUGCCCCUGAUAGAGGAGGAGAUCGAUGGGCUCUCAGGUCUCCUCUUCCCUUUCUAUGAUGCCGACACUCACAUGCUGUACUUGGCUGGCAAGGGUGAUGGCAACAUUCGGUACUAUGAGAUCGGCUCGGAAAAGCCCUACUUGAGUUAUCUCAUGGAGUUUCGCUCCCCAGCACCUCAAAAAGGACUGGGGGUGAUGCCGAAGCAUGGGCUGGACGUGUCGGCCUGCGAGGUCUUUCGGUUCUACAAGCUCGUCACCCUCAAGGGGCUGAUCGAACCCAUCUCGAUGAUUGUGCCGAGGAGGUCAGAAACAUACCAAGAGGACAUUUACCCGAUGACUCCGGGUACGGAGCCAGCCCUCACGCCGGAUGAAUGGCUGAGUGGGGUGAACAGAGAUCCCAUCCUGAUGUCGCUGAAGGAGGGCUACAAGAAGACAUCCAAAAUUGUCUUUAAGGCACCAGUGAGGGAGAAGAAGAGCGUCGUCGUUAAUGGCAUAGACCUGCUGGAGAACGUGCCGCCCCGGACGGAGAACGAGCUCCUUCGGAUGUUCUUCCGGCAGCAGGACGAGAUCCGGCGGCUGAAAGACGAGCUCUCGCAGAAAGACAUACGGAUCCGACAGCUACAGCUGGAGUUAAAAAACUUGCGUAACAGCCCGAAGAAUAAUUAACUUCCAGGGACGUUUUAUAAAUAAACUUUCUUUGUUUAUACUUGCUCUUUAAUUUUAUUGUAUCCACUUACACAGAAUAUGAGCCAGAAGUCAAGUGACCUGCCAAGAGCCCACUCGCUAACUGGAAAUACGUCCUCCUAGUCUUGUCUAGCACUAAAACCGCUAUAACUGAAGGCUACUGCAUGAGAGGCAGCUGGGGCAUCCGCGUGCCCCAGCGAUGGUCUUGGAGUAAGUAGACGAGUUGUGUCCCCUCCGUCGGGAAUAACCGGCACAGGGGAGCCGAGGCGGCGGCGACUCCCUGGGAAGGCGCGAUGCUUUGUUGCUAUUAAUUUUUUUCCUAUGCAAAAAUGUGACAGCGGGUGCAGAACUGGAACGGGGUGCGGGAAGGGCUUAAUUCACAAAAGCAUGCUGCCACGGCAGUGGCCCGGGACCCUUCCCAUGGCGGUGGUGCUGCCGGGUGGGCUCCGGAAUGGCCGGGCUUUGGCAGGAGCAGCCUGUGAGCGUCCCCAGGCUACAGCCUGGGGAAGGGAGCUGCUCCAUGUGCAUGCAUGUGUGCGUGCGUGCAUCCGUGCACAUGCACCUGUAGCCUUCUUUCUUUAAAAAAAAAAAAAGAGGCUGGGUUUUCUAAGCAGGGAUGGAUUUUUGCUCCCUCUGCAAAGAGGGACUUACCCUCCUCCAGUCUGCUGGGACAUGUGCCAGUGCCACAGGGAGGGGGGAAGGAUGCUACCCGGCUCGCCCUGAGGGUCCCCAGGCAGACACCAUGGUGCUGCCCCAAGGGAUGGACCCAGGGGAUGCUGAAACUUUGUGGGUGCUCGAUGGGCUCAGCACACGUGUACAAUCACAAGUUUUUGUGGAUUAGGCCUGUAGCACAGGGAACGACACCAAAUACUGCUAGUUUACCUAUAUAUAUAUUUUCACUAAAUCAAGUUGCUGAUCUGCCCAGCACUACCAGUGCAAUGGUUUCUCCUCUCUGUUAAUUCACAUCGUGCCCUGCACCCACUGCUUCCCCCUCUUUACGUUCAAUGUGCUGUCAUUGCCUAUUAUUUAUGCUACCACAGAAUAGUGAUGAAAUAAAACGUUUUCAAGAUACCAAAA